AUGGCUGAACCACAAACCACCGCACACGAAGGCACAGCUGCCGACACAGCUUCCACGAGCACAGCGCGGCGGCUCUCAGCAACCCCAUCCGACACACGACCUCUCUCGGAACUGCUCGAGCAGUAUAGACAAGCUCUCAAGACGCAGCACCCCGGGCAAGAUCUCUCCCACAUCCGUGCCCUCAUCUCCCAACGUAUGGCAGAAGCCGCCCUGUCCGACGACGAGAUUGAAGGAAUCGAAUCAUCCACCAACAACCGCAUCAUUUCAUACUCCCCUAGCCAAGCGCAACGCACCCAGCACUCUGCCUCGCCGACGCCAAAGCUCCGCUCAGCACGGGACGUGCUCCACAAGCUCCUUUGGGAUCCCAGCUUUGAGGCCGACGACUACGUGGUGGUAUACGAAGACCGGUUUGUGGGUGAGAUGGAGAAACGGAUCAGGGAGUGGAAGAGGGAGCAGACGGAUGAGGAGUUCAUUCCGGAAUCCAGAGUUGUAAAGUUCAAGAGGAUCAGCAGCGGCGUGGUUGUCUGGGACCGGAGGCUGAAGGCCGAUUCUGUUUUUGGAAGUGGGUAUGGCUCGUCUGCGGGUUGA
Molecule: messenger RNA, 588 nt
Organism: Coniosporium apollinis CBS 100218
Lineage: Eukaryota; Fungi; Ascomycota; Dothideomycetes
Exons: 1
Coding region: 1-588 (195 amino acids)
Source: RefSeq, a predicted model, not a curated record